Molecule: messenger RNA, 864 nt
Organism: Medicago truncatula (barrel medic)
Lineage: Eukaryota; Viridiplantae; Streptophyta; Magnoliopsida; Fabales; Fabaceae
Exons: 2
Coding region: 349-621 (90 amino acids)
Source: RefSeq, a predicted model, not a curated record
AUGGUUUUGAAGAAUAGUCACUAACCACCUUUAUCGUCAAACCAAGCCAAAAAAGCUGUCUCAAUAUGCAAAUAAUGGCAUGCAGUUGGUGAAACAACCUUUUGACAUUGUAAACAAAAAUCUUCAAAAUCAAAUAAUCCAUAAAGUCACAAAUAGUUGUUGAGGUUUCUGUUUUUUCUUAUACACCUUUCAUCUCCUCAUAUAACCAAAAAUAUCAAAAUAUCAACAAAAAAAGAAAAAUCCAACCCAACAUUCUUGUACAAAUUUUAAUUCGUGACCUGUCAUUAAUUUUUCUUCCUUCAUAAAUUUCACAUUGUUGUUUAAGGUUUUGUGUUCUUUGAGAGAGAGAUGUGUCCUUUAAGGUUCAUCUUGGUGUUCUUCUCUGCGGUUCUUGCAGGUUACUUUGCAUGGAGAACGGUUAGAUCUUCACCAAAUAUUGAUUUGGCUUGUGAUGAUUCAAUUGAGGAAGAAAAAUCACCUUUCAAGAAGGAAGAUUUUGAUUUCAAAAAGAUGAUUCAAAAUGGAUUUUGGGUUUUCGUUGACAUGGCUAGUGGAAGGUAUCUAUGGAGAAAUUUGAGGCAAACAAACAAAGAUGAAGAAUUGAAAUCCUCUAAGAAUUAGGGACUCAAUUGUUGUGUCAUAAAUUCUUGUAUUCCCACUUUUUAUAUUCUUCCUUGUUUGAGGGUUCAAGAAUAAUGUUUGGUACAUAAUGAAGUGAAGGACCUUUCUGCAUUGUAUUCAUGUUUGUUUUCCAAAGCCUUACUCUCUCGUCCUAAAUUGUACGAUGUUUUGAGCAUUACACACAUAUUAAGAAAUGUAAUUGAUAUUGUGUGGGAAAGAAAUAUUAUGAAUUGUUUUACAAAA